AUGUCAUCCAAAGACUUAUGUAGUGAGAACGCUCAGCCAAGAGGAAUAAAGAGACCCCAUGAGUGCAUUGAAUCAAGUAAAGAAAAAAGAACUCGUGCUAGUGUAAUCUGUGAAGCAUGUAAAAUUUCAAGAAGAAAGUGCCACGGUUGGGAUUCAAGUGUGGAGCCUCUUGUUGGGUGUAGCGAAUGUAUACGAAAAAACAUUAUCUGCAAACUUCCAAAUCAUUGCAAAGUAUGUAAAAAGAAACUUAUUAUUACUGGAAUAUGCCCAAAAUGCAAAGAGAAUGAGAACGAUACGGUAAAUGUUUUCCGUAAUAUCGGUUACAAACAAGAAAUGGAAUUAUUGUUUAAAAAGUUGGGAGAAAAUGAAGCAAUUGUUAAAAAGUUGAAAGAACAGCAUGAAGAAGAUGGUAAAAAGAUUAAAAAGUUGGAAGAGGAUGUUAAAAGGUUGGAAGAAGAUUUUAAAAAUUUGGAGAAAAAAGCCGAAGAAUCCAAUAAAGAACAAAACCAAUCGACUGUUCAACAGUUUGAUGGCUUGGAAAAUGAUCAAAAUUCAUAUCAUAACUACCUUUUGGAGUCAGCACCACACGAGUCUGAUUUAAUUGGCUCCAACAAUAUGAGCUCAGGGACAAAUAGUCAAAUCGAGGUAGCAACAUUGGAGAACUAUUUAAAAUUAUAUUAUUCAUUCGAUUAUGCAAGUGAGCUGUCACGUGACAAUGAAAUGUCAAAUUAG
Messenger RNA from Dentiscutata erythropus, 732 nucleotides. NCBI's taxonomy places the organism in Eukaryota, Fungi, Glomeromycota, Glomeromycetes, Diversisporales, Gigasporaceae. The record is from the annotation of a GenBank genome assembly.